Messenger RNA from Ipomoea triloba (trilobed morning glory), 982 nucleotides. RefSeq names its product formin-like protein 8. Lineage: Eukaryota; Viridiplantae; Streptophyta; Magnoliopsida; Solanales; Convolvulaceae. The transcript is spliced from 4 exons. The coding region runs from base 1 to 471 and encodes 156 amino acids. The record is from RefSeq and is a predicted model, not a curated record.
AUGUUAAUUUCCAUCGCCCUUAGCCCUAAUUAUAGUUUUAGCUUCAAUCGUCGCCCACACCAUCUCCAAUCACAUUCGUCGCCCACACCAUCGCCGAGUUCGGCCAGCCGCGCCGUCGCCCAGUUUGGCCACCGCCUUCGCCCACCUUCUCCUCCUUCGCCGUCGACCAGUUCACCGUUUCACCCACCUCCGUCGGCCACCGUCUCGUCCUUCGACGCCGUUUCACCCACCGCCGUUGCCGGUGUGCCCAGUUGCCCACUGCCGUCAACCAGUUCGCCACAGCCGGUAGUCAGGCUCAAGCUUCGUCCAGUUAUUGGCCAACUUAGAUUUCCUAAUCUCGUCAAGCUGAUUGGAUAUUGCUGCAAGGAUGAUCACCGAUUACUUGUUUAUGAGUUCAUGUUCAGAGGAAGCCUUGGCUAUAAUUCUAUACUCAUGGAGCCUGUGGUUAUGGGUGUUGCGGUAUCAUUCUAGCCAUUGGGUCUUGCUUAUUAAAUGGAACCAUAGAUGAAUUAUAUACUCUUUAGCAUCUCAGAUUUGUAGAAAUUUCUAACAGGCUUCUUUCUUAAUUAGAAGUAAUCAUAAUUAGCUUCCCUUGUGCUUUAUUAGUUUGAUUAAAGUGCAUGCAUCUCUUGUUUAGAAGAUGUGUUGAGUCCAUUGCACACAUUCUUGCACUCAUGUAGUAGCAUAGCACAUGUUUGGGGGGAAGUUGCUUUGCAUUUGAUUCUGUUUAACAUUGUGAAUGAAAUCCUUAAGCUUAAUGAGGGAACAUGCAGAGCUUCUUAGUUCUGUAAGAGAUGAUAUUAGUGAGUACAAGGUGAGUAAGCUCAAGUUUUAAGUUAUCUAAGCGAUGCAAGUGUAAAUUAAACAAAGUCGCGCUGGUUCCUCCACAGGGACGAAAUAGAUUUGUUAUAAUAUAUUAAGAAUAGAUUUGUUAUACUACGUAAUAUAUUAAGAAUAUUUGGAUCGAUAUAUAAUUAUAUAA